Molecule: messenger RNA, 4357 nt
Organism: Choloepus didactylus (southern two-toed sloth)
Lineage: Eukaryota; Metazoa; Chordata; Mammalia; Pilosa; Megalonychidae
Gene: IL16
Product: interleukin 16
Exons: 18
Coding region: 82-4071 (1329 amino acids)
Biological process (GO): leukocyte chemotaxis; induction of positive chemotaxis
Molecular function (GO): CD4 receptor binding; cytokine activity
Source: RefSeq, a predicted model, not a curated record
AAGCCCAAUCCAGUCUCCACCCGCCAACCAAGGGUCAGAGAUCAGGAAAGGAAAAAGGGCAGCUUUACUACCUCUCUGAGAAUGGAGCCACACAGCCGUUCUGGAAAGAGCAGAAAAUCCACAAAAUUCCGGUCCAUCUCCCGGUCCCUCAUCCUCUGUAAUGCUAAGACCAGUGACGACGGAUCUAGCCCUGAUGAGAAAUAUCCUGAUCCCUUUGAGAUCUCCCUGGGCCGGGGCAAGGAAGGACUUUUCCAUUCAUCUGUGCAGCUGGCAGACACAUCAGAGGCUGGACCUAGCAGCAUUCCUGAUCUGGCAAUGGCCUCUGAGGCUGCUCAACUCCAAGAAGCUGGGAGUGAUCGAGGCAAGAACUGUAGGAGGAUAUUCUUUAUGAAGGAGUCUUCCACAACUUCCUCUAGAGAAAAGCCUGGAAAACCAGAAGCACAAAAUAAUAACUUCAUGUCCCCCAAAGCCUGUCACCAAAGGACACGCAGCAAUUCAACCAGUGUUAAUCCCUACUGCACAGGAGAAAUUGAUUUUCCAAUGACCAAGAACUCUGCAACUUCCACAGACAGGCAGCCUUAUUCUCUCUGUAGUAACAGGAAGUCCCUCUCUCAACAACUGGACUGCCCAGCAGGAAAGGCUGUGGGCAUGUCAAGACCGACACGGUCGCUGAGCACAGCUCAGCUUGUGCAGCCAUCUGGGGGCUUGCAGGCUUCGGUCAUCUCCAACAUCGUGCUGAUGAAGGGCCAGGCCAAGGGCUUGGGCUUCAGCAUUGUUGGGGGAAAGGACAGCAUUUAUGGCCCCAUUGGAAUUUAUGUCAAAACCAUCUUUGCAGGGGGAGCAGCGGCAGCUGAUGGAAGACUACAAGAAGGUGAUGAAAUUCUGGAACUCAAUGGUGAAUCAAUGGCUGGACUAACACAUCAGGAUGCUUUGCAGAAAUUCAAGCAAGCCAAAAAGGGGCUCCUCACCCUCACUGUGAGAACACGCCUGAUGACCCCCCACUCCCUGUCCAGCCACCUGUCUCCCCCACUGUGCCGCUCUCUGAGCUCCAGCACUUGUGCCACCAAGGACAGCGGCUCCUUCGCUUUAGAAAGCCCUGCAGCUCCUGAGAGCACCGCCAAGCCCAAUUACAGAAUCAUGGUGGAGGUUUCUCUGAAGAAAGAGGCUGGCGUUGGCCUGGGGAUUGGCCUGUGCAGCAUCCCCUAUUUCCAGUGCAUCUCGGGCAUUUUUGUCCACACGCUAUCUCCAGGGUCUGUGGCGCAUCUGGACGGACGGCUCCGGUGUGGUGACGAGAUCGUGGAAAUCAAUGAUGCCCCCGUGCACUGCAUGACGCUCAACGAAGUCCACGCUGUUCUCAGCCACUGCAGUCCGGGCCCCAUCCCCAUCACUGUCAGCCGACAUCCAGACCCACAGGUCUCUGAACAGAAACUCAAAGAAGCUGUGGCCCAGGCCACGGAGAACAACAAAUUUGGAAAGGAGAGGCAUCAAUGGAGUCUGGAAGGUGUCAAAAGGCUGGAGAGCAGCUGGCAUGGGCGGCCCACCUUGGAGAAGGAGCGGGAGAAGAACUCAGCACCCCCCCAUUGCAGGGCCCAGAAGAUCAUGGUCCGGUCCAGCAGCGACAGCAGCUACAUGUCUGGGUCCCCCGGGGGGAGUCCCAGCAGCGGCUGUGGCAGUGAGCCGCAGCCCUCUGACCUGGACAUCAGCACACACAGACCUAGCCUGCCCCUUGGGCAGGAGCCCAGGGUGCUGUCUUUAGCAGCUUCCAGGCCAUCCCAGGAGAGUCCAUCCCUCUCUGGGAGCCAGGACAGCCACCCACCACUAAGGCUGAAGAAAUCGUUUGAGAUUUUGGUGAGGAAACCCACAUCCUCCAAGCCCAAGCCUCCGCCCAGAAAAUAUUUUAAAAGUGACAGUGAUCCUCAAAGGAGUCUGGAAGAGAGAGAGGAUGCUUUAUGCCCUUCUGGGCACCCCUUGCCCACCUGCAGCCAGGAAGCAAGAGAGCUGCUGCCACGGCUGCUGCUGCCCCAGGAAGACACAGCAGGGAGAACCCCUUGCACUGUUGCCUGCUGCAGAGGACGUGGAGCCACCUCGCAGACUGCCGCCUCCACUGAGGGCGAGCCAGGAAGGAGAGCCGGCCCAGUGACUCAAACAUCCCCAACUAAACACCCACUGCUUAAGAAGCAGGCUCGGAUGGACUAUAGCUUUGACACCACAGCUGAAGACCCCUGGGUUAGAAUUUCUGACUGCAUCAAAAACUUAUUUAGCCCUAUCAUGAGUGAGAACCAUGGCCACAUGCCUCUACAGCCCGGUGUUGGCCUGGACGAAGAAGUUGGGACUCAGGGUCACCCAGAUGGGGCUUCACCGAAGCUGGACACUGCCAACGGUGCUCCCAAAGCCUGCAAGUCAGCAGACAAUGGCACUGUGAAGAAGGGACCUCCUGUGGCCCCCAAGCCAGCCUGGUUUCGCCAAAGCUUGAAAGGUUUGAGGAAUCGUGCUCCAGACCCCAAAAGGCUGCCUGAUGCGGCAUCAUCUACCCAGCCGACGCCCACAUCCAGGGGGCCCCACAAGCGGGCCACCGCCUCCUCCAUUAAGCAGAGAAUCAGCUCCUUUGAAACCUUUGGCUCCUCUCCACUACUCGACAGAGGAGCCCAGAGACUGAGCCUCCAGACCUCCCUUGGAGAGGCAGCAAAACCUCCUGGGAAGCAAGAGGGAGGGUGGGGUUCAGGCCUCUUUGUGCCGGGGGCUCCAGCCUCUGUUGGGCAACAGCAGCCAGAGAAAAAGCUGCUGCCGCCGGGUUCCCCUGUAGCCUCAGAGAACAGUGACCCAGGUGUCUCUGAGUCCCCUCCCCUGGGGCUGCAGCCCACGCAGAACACCCUCCCCCCUGAGCCGGACCCACUCUUGCAGCUGCUAUCAGCAAAGACUGAGGACCCUCAAGGCCCAAUUGUCAAGAUGCCAAGCCAGCGGGCACGAAGCUUCCCCCUGACCAGGACCCAGUUGUGUGAGGUGAAGCCUCCAGAUGAAAAGAGCAGUAAGCUCUACUCCAUCAGCAGCCAAGUGUCCUCGGCUGUCAUGAAAUCUUUGCUGUGCCUCCCAUCUUCAGUCUCCUGUAGCCAGACUCCCUGCAUCUCCAAUGAGGCAGUGUCUCCAACACCGUCUUCCGAUGAAGACCCAGCAGCGAACUGUGCUGCUGAAACAUCUGCCUCAGAUACAGGGUUCUCGCUCAACCUCUCGGAGCUGAGAGAAUAUACAGAGGGUCUGACUGAGCCCAAGGAAGCUGAUGACUGGGACCACUGUACCCUUCAGUCCGGCCAGUCGGUUAUCUCCCUGCUGAGCUCUGAGGAAUUAAAGAAGCUCAUAGAGGAAGUGAAGGAUCUGGAUGAAGCUACGUUAAAGCAAUUAGACAGCAUACAUGUCACCAUCUUACACAAGGAGGAAGGGGCUGGCCUCGGGUUCAGCUUGGCAGGAGGAGUGGAUCUAGAAAACAAGGUGAUCACGGUUCACCGAGUAUUCCCAAACGGGUUGGCUUCCCAGGAAGGGACUAUCCAGAAGGGCAAUGAGGUUCUUUCCAUCAAUGGCAAGUCUCUCAAAGGGGCCACUCACAGUGAUGCCCUGGCCAUCCUGCGCCAAGCUCGGGACCCAAGGCAAGCUGUGAUUGUCACGAGGAGGCUGACUUUGGAAGCCACACCUGACCUGAACUCCUCCACCGACUCUGCAGCCUCAGCCUCUGCUGCCAGUGAUGUUUCUGUGGACUCCAAAGCAGAGUCCAUAGUCUGCACGGUGACACUGGAGAAGACCUCCACAGGGCUGGGCUUCAGCCUGGAAGGAGGAAAGGGCUCCCUCCAUGGAGACAAGCCUCUCACCGUUAACCGGAUUUUCAAAGGGGCAGCCUCAGAACAGUGUGAGACGGUCCAACCAGGAGAUGAAAUCUUACAACUGGCCAGCACUGCCGUGCAGGGCCUCACAAGGUUUGAGGCCUGGAACAUCAUCAAGGCACUGCCUGAUGGACCUGUCACUAUUGUCAUCAGGAGGAAAAACCUUCAGUCCAAGGGGACCACAGCUUCUGCAGACUCCUAGGCAGAGCGCCAGUGCUGAAGCCCAAAGCCAAGAGCAUGUAGCUUCCCACAACUGCUGAUUCUCAGGGUCUCUUCUACCCCCACCCAGUUGGGAGAAAGCAUAGCUAUGCUUCCUGAUGGCUGUUGCCCAGGAUUGGACCUUCUGGAACAUCAGCCAGCAAGAGGGUUGUCCUGAAAGUAAGGGCAGAGUCACCCUGGGAUGCUGACACAAACUGUAGACUUUGUAUAUAGAGAGCUUAAUGAUAGUAUCGUGGUGACAAAAAUAAAACUGAUACAUUACAAUUUGA